CUGCAGGACGGGAAGGAAUUCAGUGCAGCAUAACAGUGUUUUAUAUAAGGGGAUUCACUGAUAAAAGGUGUCAGGGUGAACGUGUUACAGACUACUUCUGGCAGCGUGUGAAUUGGGCCUGUAGGGUAUUUCUGAGGAGCAGCUUGUGUACACAAGCUUACAGGUGGUGUAGGUGAAGGAAAUAGAGGAACCUGAACUCGUGGUGAACCCAGCUUAGCUCAGAAAUACGUGUGUGUGUGAGGUAACAUCCAUGUCAGAGCCAUGUCUGUGUUUGGAAAUAGUUUGUAAAACCUGUUGAGUAUACAUGUGAUUUGUUUUUCUUUUCUAGUUUUUCAAACUAUACUAAAUGCUUAAGAUCCUUCUUGACCCUUGCUCAGACAAGCAAUCCAGUGCAUAUUGUAUUAUUUUUUGAUUUUUGAUCAAAUAAUUCCCAGGGGGAAAAAAAAACCCUGUAUUUUUCUUUUGCUUUGUUUAAACUGAAGAGAUCUGAGUGUUAAAUUCUGUGAAUGACUGGUGUUUUACAGUGCAGGGUCUGUAGGCAGAUAAGGCACCUCUGCAUCCAGGAGAGGUGCAGACGGGUCUGUCCUGCUGUGUUUCCCCCCUUUGCAGAUAUCCAGCUCAGCCUCAGGCACAGGCUCCCCUCUGCCUUUCCCACUUUGGCAGCUGGAAGGUGACAUUUCAAAACUGCUAGAGCAAGAUUUGCAGGAAGGCAACAUGUAAAUGUGAUAGAGCUGAGCAUGUGACACUGUUACUGAUAGGCUUGUGAAAUUGUUUUGCUGAAGCAAACCUGCAGAAGUAAUUAGCUGGGCAGAAAUUGGAGGAAAGUACAUUUAAAAACAGUACGUUCUGCACUGAAGUGGAGUUCUUUCUCCUUUUUAGUAUCUUAUUUGUGAUUUUAGAAUAUUUAUCCCCUUGAGUAGUUUUUACUCUGGAUUUUUUUUUUUCAUUCUCCCAUUUCAUUAAACCAUGAGGACAUUAAAAAUAAAAAUCAUUUGCUGACCACUAAUUUUGUGAUGUUCCAAGCAUAAAGAAGACAUUGCUUCCUUCAGUGAGGAGUUGUAGCCCAGAGCCCUUGUUUCUGGUUAUUAAUGAUUGCAUAAUACAGUGCUGUCUUAACUUCUCACAUAAUGAGAAAGAUAUAAUCUUGAAGAAUUUUUCCUUAGUUGCUGUGUUUUGCCCCCUCAUGCAACAUCAGGGUCUUGUUUUUCAUUUCAGGCUGUCUUUGGAGAAGGUCCAUUAGCUUUUGUGAAAUUCAUCUGAUUUAAAUCUGUGAUGCUGGAAUUGAGCCUUUUGUGUUUAUAUUUAUAUUUGCAUUGUUAUAUUUCCCUUUGCUGCUUUGUUUCUGCCACUUCCUCAUGCGAGUAGUACCUGGUUAGUUGCAGCUGAAGUUCAGUGCAGGAUUUUGGCAGCUGGGGGUGGUUGCUGGUGUUGUUUUGUAUCGGCUGUGUCAUUCCAGGGUGAGGUGGUUGUGCAAUCCGUGGGAUAGAAUGUCAGCUACAGAUCAGAUUGUCCAUUUGUGCCUCGUUAGUCGCUCUGAAGCAAUCAGUUAUUAGAUAGGCUCGUUGCAACAGCGUUUUUCAGGCAUCACUGUGACAACUGGUCCUAUUUUAAGUCAAAUUAAAACUAAUAUUUUGUAGGGUAAAUGAGCCCCAGACCAAGAAUCUACCUUGUAAAUUUGUGUAAAAAAUUUUAUUGGGAGAGGGAUAGUUUUAGAACCUCUUUUCUCAAUGAGUGAAGGGACAGCCUGCAUUCUUUCCUUGCUGUUUGCUCAGAUGGUGCCUUUUAAAGGUGCUGUGUAAAAAGGCUGUUUAAAAAAAGCACGUUCAUUGUGUUCUAUAUUAAGUGGUGACGUGGCCAGUCUGGGACUGGGUAAUUGCAGCUCUGAGGAUGGGAGCUCCUCAGGAAAUGAAGUUGCCGUGAGGAGUUGGUGUUUCCUGACUGUGGAUUCAGGGAAACUGAAUAAAAUCUUGGGAGGCAUGAAAAAAAUUUCCAUGAACUUAAAAAUAAUUCAGUUUGUGGCCUUGUGGACAUACGAAUAAAUAUUACAAGCAUUUGGAAUUGUGCCAAUGCCGGGCCCAAGAGGGUGCUUUGCCAGCCUUUUGCUACCUCAGUAUGUCCUGGUGUACAUUCCUCCAGGUCAUUUUUAAGGUCAGGAGAGGCAAAAAGCCCAGUUGUGGUAGAUUGAUUGCUCUCACUAACUCUUACGUGCAUUGUUUGCAAAGUCAGCUGCAUUUUCUUCACCUACACACUUUAAUAUUGGCACAUGCUCAGGUUUGAGUAUUUGAUUUCUGCAACUUCAGUGCUCUGAUAGUGUGAGUGUGUGUUUGCAUGCUGGGAGGAACCUUUACACUUGUACUUGAAACUGGAAGGUGUUCAAGGAAAAACUUCUGCUAAUAAUUCUUUGCCAGUAGUGCUUUGGAGACGGAAAAUUUUGCUGUACUCAGCAAGUUGCCCUUUGUUCAUGUUUCCAGUAAUUUUACACAAAAAAUGUAUUUCAUCUUUCAUUCUGUUUUGUGUGCCAGCAGUUUACAAUAAUUUUUAAUCAAGUCAUAGAUUAUCAGUGAACUAAUUUUUAGGUGUUAGGAGUGAGCAGGUAAAAACUUAUGGUCAAGGUUACUUGUUGAGAUCAGAGGUUGUUAUUUAACUCUAGUGUUAUAAGAUUUCAGUAUGAUAGAUUUUAUAAUGAAAAUGAGUGGUUAGUCAAUUAAAUUUUUGCUUUUAAAAUUUCAGUCUUCUCCCCAUCCCAUUUUUGGCUAGUGCUGUUAUAUUAGUACUUUGGAGGCUCCAGCUGAAAUGAGGAUCACACUGAAAAAAGGGAAAAGUUGAAGCUCUUGACCAUUAUUCAGGACAUUUUUGGCUUCUGUUAGCCAGGUGAUCUGCUGGAGCUGAGAUCUUGAGAGUUUUUAUCUUGCACAGCAAUGCAGUACCAGCCAUUCUGGGACAUUCAGAAAUUGCCCACAAUGUCCCAGACAGCUCUUUUCUGGCUAUGUUCUGCAUUUAACACCUGGCAGUGCUGCACUGCCCUGGGCAAGGUGCACGCUGAUUUGCCCUGUGCCACCUCCAAGAAAGGUCACCCGUUCUUAGAGUGAGCAAACAAGUAUCGUGUCUAAUGCCUGUGAUGCAGCUCAGAGUGUGUCAGACUGAACACUGAGGUGUUUUAAUUUUUCAGCCCGUUGCACCUAGAAGGAGAAGUUCUGCAAGUUUUUCUCAAUGACUCUAUAGCCAACUGAUGUAACAAUGGUACUAAUAUUGGGACGCAGACUGAACAGAGAGGAGAGCGGGAUACGAGAUUCCCCUGCAACCAAGCGGAAAGUCUUUGAAAUGGACCCAAAGUCCUUGUCAGGCCCUGAGUUUUUCGACUUCUCCUCGGGAUCAUCCCACGCAGAGAGCAUUCUCCAGAUCUUCAAUGAAUUCCGCGACAGCCGCCUGUUCACGGACGUCAUCAUCUGCGUGGAGGGCCGCGAGUUCCCGUGCCAUCGCGCCGUGCUCUCGGCCUGCAGCAGCUACUUCAGAGCCAUGUUCUGCAACGACCACAGGGAGAGCAGGGAGAUGCUGGUGGAGAUCAACGGCAUCUUCGCCGAGGCCAUGGACUGCUUUCUGCAGUACGUGUACACGGGCAAGGUGAAGAUCACCACGGAGAACGUGCAGUACCUGUUCGAAACGUCGAGCCUGUUCCAGAUCAGCGUCCUGCGCGACGCCUGCGCCAAGUUCCUGGAGGAGCAGCUGGAUCCCUGCAACUGCCUGGGCAUCCAGCGCUUCGCCGACACGCACUCGCUCAAAACGCUCUUCACCAAGUGCCGCAACUUCGCGCUGCAGACCUUCGAGGACGUGUCCCAGCACGAGGAGUUCCUGGAGCUGGGCAAGGACGAGCUGAUCGAUUACAUCUGCAGCGACGAGCUGGUGAUCAGCAAGGAGGAGCUGGUGUUCGAGGCCGUCAUGCGCUGGGUGUACCGCGCCGUGGAGCUGCGCCGGCCCGUGCUCCACGAGCUGCUGACGCACGUCAGGCUCCCCCUCCUGCACCCCAACUACUUUGUUCAGACUGUGGAAGUGGACCAGCUGAUUCAGAAUUCCCCAGAGUGCUAUCAGCUGCUGCACGAAGCCCGGAGGUACCACAUCCUUGGGAACGAGAUGAUGUCUCCCAGAACUAGGCCACGCAGAUCAACUGGUUAUUCUGAGGUGAUAGUUGUGGUUGGAGGCUGUGAACGAGUUGGAGGCUUUAAUUUGCCCUACACAGAGUGCUAUGAUCCUGUGACAGGAGAGUGGAAGUCACUGGCCAAACUUCCAGAGUUUACCAAGUCUGAGUAUGCCGUGUGUGCUCUGCGGAAUGAUAUCCUUGUUUCAGGUGGAAGAAUCAAUAGCCGGGAUGUCUGGAUUUAUAACUCUCAACUUAACAUUUGGAUCAGAGUUGCCUCCUUAAAUAAAGGCAGAUGGAGACAUAAAAUGGCUGUUCUUCUGGGUAAAGUGUACGUGGUGGGAGGAUACGAUGGGCAGAACCGCCUGAGCAGCGUGGAGUGCUACGACUCCUUCUCCAACCGCUGGACUGAGGUGGCUCCCCUGAAGGAGGCUGUGAGCUCCCCAGCUGUCACCAGCUGUGUGGGCAAACUCUUUGUCAUCGGGGGUGGCCCUGAUGACAACACCUGUUCCGACAAGGUUCAGUCUUACGAUCCCGAUACCAAUUGCUGGUUGCUCCGUGCCACCAUCCCCAUUGCCAAGAGAUGCAUCACGGCCGUGUCCCUCAACAACCUGAUCUACGUGGCUGGAGGGCUCACCAAAGCCAUUUACUGCUAUGACCCCAUUGAGGACUACUGGAUGCAUGUACAGAAUACAUUCAGCAGACAGGAGAAUUGUGGCAUGUCUGUGUGUAAUGGAAAAAUCUAUAUCCUUGGUGGAAGACGGGAAAAUGGUGAAGCCACAGACACUAUUCUUUGUUAUGACCCUGCCACAGGCAUUAUCACAGGAGUAGCAGCCAUGCCCAGGCCAGUAUCGUAUCAUGGCUGUGUCACCAUUCAUAGAUAUAAUGAAAAAGGCUUUAAACUGUAACUUUUCUUUUCUUGAAAAAAGAAGAAGAAUGAAUCCAGUGGUCUGCUGCAAGACAGGCUUUUUAAAGAUUCCUGAAGUGGGAAUUCCCUGCCUAAGUGUCAUAUGAAAAUUCUAUCCAGUGCCUUUAGAAAAAGGGUUAAUUUAACUUACCAAACAAGUCUACAAACCUAUCCAGUAAGCAGAGUUCAGUUAUAUCUGCUGUGGGCUCUGAUAUGAGAGCAGGACAGUGGUCAGCAAGUUUGCCUUGUGUGUCAUUAGUAAUUAAAACCUGGAAAGCUUUUGGGGAAAGUGCCUUCAGCAUCUGUGCCUGUGUCUUUAAAAGCAAUAUCUUCAAGGUGUUUCCAGUUCUACUAAUGGGAAAAAUGCAUAGGCAAGUAAAUCCCAAAGAGUCAUCCUGGAUCAUUACCUGCAAUUUAAAAAGCUCAAUUAUAAUUCAUAUGCAUCAUUCUUAAAACCAACUAGAUUUUUUUUGUCACAUCAUGCAUGGGUUGAAAUUAAAAAAACAACACAAAAAGCCAAAGCAAAACCAAAACACCAACAAAACAAGCUACAUUGGACAAAUAAGAGAAUCUCUGAGAAAUGCUUUCUUCUGAAGGACAAACUGGCUGUUUGGUGAGCCACUACAACACAACUGCUGUGAUGCCUGUAUACAUCAACCCUGUGGAACUUACUCAUAGUGCUCAUAAAUGUCCAGCAGAGAAGUACAAGGCUACGUGACAUGGAAAAGCAGUGGGUUCAGGCAUGCACCUGUGAGGCAAAGUUUGAAUCACAGUUUUUACCUUUUUGAAUAGUAUGGGUGAAGGCUGAGAGUUACUGGGUUCACUCUUUGCUCACUGCAAUGUCUAAACUAUUUAGGAAAUAAAGGGAUGUUGAACUCUGCAUUCUCACAGUUUUCUGAAUCAUGUUAUAAAUUCCCUGGUGAUAGAGGUGGGGACUUGAGUUUGUGCCCUACAGGUUAUAAAUUGUUUUUUGGGUGUCUCAUCUGCAGAGAUGGCAGAGUAUCCAGCAAGUAUUUCUUGGCCUUUCUUCAGACAAUCACUUACUGGAGCACAGUUAAACUACUGCAUAAGCUGCUUGGCCACAGAUAAAGAAAUUGUGGAAAGGUUCCUCCUUUCACCAGAAAAAUAUCUGUGGCCCUGUCCAUGUAGCCAUAUGAGGUGUUUUGGGUAAUUCUGAAGCCUAGGAAACACCUGCAUUUUGAUGCACCACCAUUACUGGGUUGAGGUUUUUUCAGUAAAGGUAUUUUUUUAAGUCCUGCCUAGAUUUCUGUACUAGGAUUCCUUAUUUCCAGUACACAGUUGUACAGGUGAGGCACAAAGUUCAUAAAAACUGAAAUAGCACUUGGGAGUUGGAAAAUGAAUAGGAUUGUCUGUGUACCAAUUUCCUGUAAAUCACCAAAAACCUCAGGAUAUGCCUUCCAGAGGAAUUCUGAGGACAGCAGCCAGUAAGGAAAUUGGUCAGUGCCAGGGCAGAAAAACCCCAUGAAACCCCUGCAGAGCCAGCCCUGGCCUCGGGGUUCUGGUCUCUGUGCUUGCUCAGGAGGGUGAAAACAAGCACCAUCUCUGGAACGUUGUUUGUUCCACUGGACUUUCCUCAUCUGUUUUCCCCGAGUAUUUCUUCAUGAGAUGGAAAUUCUGACCCUCAGUGAAGCUAUGCCAAACUGGGAGUCACCAUUUUCAGUAACAUGGUCAUGAGUUUUAAAGAGCACUGGGAGCUGCACUGUGGGAUGCAUUAACUUGUAACCUCAGGAAAGGACAAAUUUCAGUUUCUGGCUGAAUACCAAACACUGCUUUUGAUAUGGUAAGAAUACUGAUAAAAUACAAAUCAUUGCAUAUCAGUGAUGUAAUCAGGAGGUCAGUCCCUGAGCAUUCACAUUGCCCUAAAAAGAAAAUCCAUUGAUAUAAUGUAAGACUAAUGAAUCAGAUAAAUUAAUCCUUUUCUAAGUUUCAUCUGUUUUGCUCACCAAGUUUUACUCUGAAAUGGCAAUUUCAGCCUCUGUGAAUAGGGGUUGUUGAUUGCAAUGGUAAUUGCCCUGUAACUGACUGUAUGUACUAACAGUAUAUAUAGCUUGUGCCAUUGUUGUAAAUAAAAAUGACAAAGACUAUAGGAGCACUUCAUUACAGGUGCAAUUUGAAAAAUACCCUCCUUUCCUUUGAUUUCCUCUUGUUUGUAUUCAGACUUGUAAUGUUGUCAUGCUCUACUGUUUUUAAACAGUGCUCAUUCUGUAGGUAUAGAACAGUGUCAUUUAAUCUGUGUUUAUAAUACUGCACUACUCUGUAAAUAAUAAGAUACUGCUUUCCAAGGUUUUUAAGACUAAUUUUAUCGUUUAGUUGUCUUUUCUUAUCAAUUUAUGUACUGUUACUGUUACCUGUUUUUGAAAAUGACAGUGUUUAAUGAAGCAGUAAAUGCAGAAAUGUAGAUGCAGAAAACUUCUGCUUACAGUUCUUCAGAAUGUGUGUCAAAGCUGAGCAGUUACAGGUGUGGAGCACUGCUAAAUGGCAGUUACUUAAGCAACGAUUUCUUUAAAACAGUCAGUGAGUUUUUCUUCUUGCUUGUUUACUCUGUAAAUAAUUUGCACUUAUGGCCUUCUCUCUUACAACAGUUAUUUUUAGAUAUACUAGGAAAGAACAGUUUGACCUUGAUUUAAUGACAAUGUGCCAUAUUUCUAGAAGGAUGCAUUAAUUUGGAAGUUGCAUUCCUGAGCCACUUGUUCUCCAAUGCAUUUCACUUAGGUAGAGAUGGAUUCAAAGAUUUAACCUCUCACUCUUAUGCAUAUCUAGAUUGCAGUUUAUGGGCUUGAGCAGCAAGUUGGUUUUAGUUUUUCCUUUGUCUCAGCUAGGAUAGAAAAUCAUUAAUGUCAUCUACUAUAAUCAAAUUAUUUCCAUCAUAAAUGGUAGUAGCUCUAGGGCACCUGCACAAAGAUGUAACUUCAGUCCAACUGUACAUAUGAGGGCUCAAACAUCUCCAAGUCACACCUAAAAAAUAAAUUCUAAAAAUUAUCUUUACUCUGCUAAACAGAAAUGAGUAAAUAUUUUUCUUCUCUGUUUUGAUGUCCACUUCUGUUCUUAGCAGUGUGAUGUUAAUUGAAAAGACAGUUGAUGCUUUCUUGCAUCAGGCUUCUGGAAGGUUCUGAAUCACUUACUGAUCAGUGCAGCCUGUAGCCCUUGGCUGAAGCAUUCCCCUUUUACAGCCAUCAGCCACAGAACACUGCCUGCUCAUCUGGUAGUUGUAGCUGUAGACUCCUUCCUUGGGAGUGGUUCAGCAGGCACAAUCUGUGGAAUCUCUUCCAUUUUAUGCUGUGUGUCUGGGGGAUUGGGCACUGUGCUUCCCCUCCAGCACCAAGGGGUCCAGACUGUACUGGUAUUUUUUUCUUUUGACUGGCACCAAUGCAGUUCUCAUCAAAGGUAGCUUUGUUUGUAUUCUGCUGAAGCAGAGAUGUGCAUGCAGAUUAUGUUGAUAUGGACCCUUAUCAUAAUUUAGUGAAGCUUUUUAAAUAGCAUUGUUAACAUGGCAAAGUUUGAGAGAGGCUGAUGGUGGAGGAGGAGGAAAUGCUCACGUGGACAGAGAUUCAGAGGAAGCUUUGGUCACCUGUGCCUGAGAGCAAGGAUGCUGCUGCCUGUUCAGUUCUUCCUCAGACAGCUGAGUUCCCCUCAUUCUCCCAGGCAGACACUUUGUCCUGUUUGUGUUUGCCUUGCUGCACGGACAGGACAAGCAGCACUCCCUGCCUGUGACUCCACGUUUCCCCCUGCCCGAGGCACAGGGGUGCUGCUCAGCAGAGCCCGGGCUGAGGCCAGCCCUGGGGAGCAGGGACAGGAGAAAAGCAUUGGAGCAGGCUCAGAGGUGGCAGGAGGACACCCAGCGUGGUUGGGGGUUCAGUUUGGCUGGGCUUGCUGAAACCAGGGUGUCCUAAGUUUGCAAUUCCAGAUGCUGAAACUCAGGUGGUAAAAAUGGUUCAUAUUUGUCAAUUCACUGAACUCAGCUGGAGCAGUAAAGAUGCAGACACGGCAGUGGUGUGCUAGUGGCAAUGCUCAGGAAAGCCAGGGCUUCGUUUUUCUGAAUUGCCCAAAUAGCAAGUUGCUGUGGGGUUCUUUUUUACCACUGAAGAGGGCAAAACCCAAUUCAAGAGCAUUAAGAAUCUCACAGGACUUGAUCAUUGUGAGGCACAAUGAAUAUUUUCAUCUGAAUGUAGUCUUAUGUACACAAGAAAUGACAAAUGAAAUGAUUUGUUGUGCCUGGUUAAGGAAAUCUGAGCACCAUAUACUCAGAAAAGGAGCCUAGAGGGUUUGUAAGCAGAAACCUGCUCUCUGGUUGGGGGCUGAGCAAUGCUUUGGGUUUUGUAAUAUAUGUUUAGCAUACAAGUUUCCUCAGUGUGGAAUUAUUUCAGAUGGCAAUAAUUAAAGUGGAACACGAUUGUGUAACCAGCAGCCUCCCACCAGGCCCAAGCCAGCUGUGACUGUUCCCUGCUCGCUGCCUUUGUGUCACACACAAGUUCAUGAAAACAUUACUGUCUAAGAACUGUAAGCUGUUUGCAGGAAUAUUCCUUUUGUCCUACUGUAGAGAUCCAGUCAAUGCUAGUGUGUUUAUGUGUGCACAUCUGUAUGUGAAUUAUUUUGUGAUCAUUCUCUGAUAAAGGCCCUGCGUACAACUUGUUAACAGUGUAAUUAGGGCUUAGUUUGUAUGAUUAGCUCCAAAGAAAAUACUGUGUGUUAAUUUUGAAAAUACCUGUGCCUUGAAUUCACCUGUAUUUUUAUCUGUUGUGAAGAAGAGCUUGGAUUACUCCUCCCAGUUUGUUAUCUUUAUUAUGAUUGUUCUGACUGUCCAGACUGUUAAUGUCCUCCUAGGAGAAAUAAAUCUUGCCAUUCAUUAAUUAGCACAGUUAAACUUCUUGUUUAGAACAUGCCUAGAAUGCUUCCAUUAUUACAGUGCUAUGGCAGAUUUCAUCUAGAGAAAUCAGCAUUUGUUUUUUUCUAUUUUUUGUUUCCAGCAACGCCUCAAUGACAAAGGACUGAGUUUAGUCUUUGACUUCCUGUCCUUAACAUGUGCAGUUUCUUGUAUUAGUCAGUAGCCUCUGUGAUAUUUCUGAACUCUCCAAAGUCAUCAACCUCUUGUUCAAGAUACAAAAUAUGAAGCAAUAAUAUGGUGCAGCAUGGCAAUAAGCAAAUCAAGAGACUUGAAUGUAAUGUACUGUUACUAAUUUCAUCUGUGUAAAUGCUGGACCUAUGAGUCAUUCUCCUUUUGGUGCACCUGUAGCACUUUGGAGUUGGAUUAAUAGGAACUACUUGGCCAUGGAAAGAGAGUUUACCUCCUGAACUGUUACUCAUGAUAUUUUCGCCUGAAAUCAUAUUUUCAUUUUCCUUUUUUUGCUGAGGAAAACAGCAGUUCUUGUUAUUCCUUGCCAGUUCCUUUAUUUACUGAAACAUAAAAGCUGUAGUUCCACGGAGAGCUGAUCUUGCCCUCAGGAACAGCCUGGUGCAGCACAAAUGACAUUUGAGCAGGAAAGCUCAGACCACUUACUGUGUGCCAGAGUCGAUGUAACAGAUCUCACAUAUAACAUUAAGGUCUUCAGAUUGUGCUGACAGUAGAAAAGUGAUUUUGUAAUGUAGCACAAUUGCAGUAACACCUGUUAUAUUUAAAUAUACUUCUUGCAUAAUUCUUUGAAAGUUUUUUAAAGUUCAGUGUAUCUAAUAAACAUUUGCCUUUUGAAUAGUU
This is a messenger RNA of Zonotrichia albicollis (white-throated sparrow), 10749 nucleotides long. Lineage: Eukaryota; Metazoa; Chordata; Aves; Passeriformes; Passerellidae. The record is from RefSeq and is a predicted model, not a curated record.